AUGGGCCGUUUGGUGGAACAGGGGAUCGUGCAUCCAUACUAUUCAUUCAUCCUCCUCAUUAUAUUUCUGUUGUGUGUCAGCUACAUUAUUGGUGUAGUGAAGGCUAUUGUGUCUCCGUUAUCGCGCAUACCAGGUCCAUGGUAUGCCCCCUUAACUACCUUACACCUGAACUACGCCUUCGCAACAGGAAAAAUAUGGAAGAUUGUCGAGAAAGGACAUCAGGAAUACGGAUCCAUCAUGCGCCUGGGCCCACGCCAAGUCUGGGUGUCUGAUAUGGAAGCGAUGCGGACAAUCCUGAUCACAGCAGACCUGCCAAAGGUCACGAUCGAUGCUUUUUCGUCUCGGAGAUUUGAAACCUUCACGCAACCCGCAACGAUGGACUUGAUGGAUGAUCUUCAUAGUCUGGCACUAGAUAUAAUGGGAGAAUGCUCCUUUGGCAGAGGAUUUGGAUACACAAAUCCUCAAAAAGAGACGACCUUCGGCAUUGAUGAGAAAAUUUGGAGUGGAAUACCCUCAGCAAUCUUCAAAGGAAUGGCGCAGCGUUAUCAGAUGGUCUACUUCAAACGUUUAUUGAGAAAGAUUGGCGUUGAUAUCAAGUUUGAUUGGCCUGAUAGCAUGAUUGCAAAAAAUCUCGGCCCAGAUCUCCUACAGCAUCUGAUAGAUGAAGGAGAAAAGCCAGAUAGCGGAAUGAAGAUGGUGCCGAGAGAUGUCAUUGAUCAGAUGUCCGAGGUUCUCCUUGCUGGAUCCGAGACCACCUCAGGCACCAUCGGUUGUUUCUUCUUGGAGGUCUUGCGAAAUCCUCAAGUAAAAGCCAGACUUUUGGAAGCUCUCCCUGUGCUUCUACCGAACGAUUCAAUUAUUACCAGCAAAGCAGUCCGGACCGACUCUCAAUAUGAGUAUCUUGAGGCGUGCAUCAAAGAGACACUUCGGUUGCACCCUAUAGCAUCAGAGAUGGGCCGCAGGACAUUGAACCAAUCAAUCGAGCUGAUUGGAUUCUCCAUACCUCCCCAUACUUUUGUCUGUGCCUCUUACCGGGAUCUCCAUCGAAAUCCGGCUUACUGGCCUGAUCCGCUCCGUUUCUGGCCCGAGAGAUGGUUGCAAAACCGGCCACCUGAUGUUCCACCUCCCAAAUAUGUCCCAGCGGUUCGCGACAGUUUAACUGCUUAUUAUCCAUUUUCUGCUGGAAAGCAUUCUUGCAUUGGUAAAAAUUUUGCAUGGGCGGAGAUUCGAAUGGUGACCGCGAAUCUGCUUAGUCGAUUCGAGUUCAUCGAGGUGCCAGCACAGGACAUCGACUACAGACAGUACAUCACAAUGCAAUUUGCAAAUGGCUCGUGGAAGGCUUUUCUCAAACCGCGAUAUGAAUCGCGAGCCGAAUUCUUUACCAUAUAG
Molecule: messenger RNA, 1389 nt
Organism: Aspergillus terreus NIH2624
Lineage: Eukaryota; Fungi; Ascomycota; Eurotiomycetes; Eurotiales; Aspergillaceae
Product: cytochrome P450
Exons: 7
Coding region: 1-1389 (462 amino acids)
Molecular function (GO): monooxygenase activity; oxidoreductase activity, acting on paired donors, with incorporation or reduction of molecular oxygen; heme binding
Source: RefSeq, a predicted model, not a curated record